GGAUUGUGCUAGUUUUUUGUCCAGCAAACGUCACUUAAUUGGUGAAAAUCGACAUCGGAAUAGUGGCAAAAAAAUUUUCCCUCAGUCGCUCAGCUAUUUUCUGCCUUCGUCUGCGCGUGUGAGCGGGAUGGUGACAGCGGUCCGACUGGCCGCGUCAGGGCAUCGCGUGUGCGGGAGAGAGACGAGGCUAUCGACCAAGCGAGAAACGCAUACGCCAAAGUCGAAAAGUGAUUUUUUCUUCGUUCGUUCGGGCGAAGUCGAAACUGCUGCGAAAUGUUUUAUAAAUAAAGUAUUGCAAUUCCAAGUUCUCGAAAGACGCGCGAAUUGAAAGUAAAUCAAAAAGAAUAACCCCAACAACACAGAACCUCCAGCGAGAGAGUAAAAUGAAUAAUGAUGCGAAGAACCAUGAAAGCGAUGACUUGAAUGUGCGCUCCACAGCGUAUUUUAACCAACAAACCACAACCAAUCAACCGAAAGCACCAGCAACCAGCAAGAAUAACGCAGGCUCUGGCUCUGGAUCCAAUAAUAACAAUAACAACACCAAUCAAAACCCCAACAGACAGUUGAAUCAUAAUUUACCCCGAAUCGCUGCCGCCAGACAAUCGAUAGCCGCCGCUCUAUUGAAAAACAGCGGGCGGAAGAUCCUGACGGCCAAGAAUGAGCCACUGACGACGACGGAGUCAUCAGGCGUUUUAACCAACACACCUUUACCCAGCAAUAGUCGAUUGAAAGUUAACAACAACAACAACAACAACACCAAUAACACUGCCAAGAUGUCUGGAACCAGUAGCAGUCAGUCCUCGGCCACGCCCACACCGCCCACGGCCAGCAGCAGCACAACCACCACAACAACAACGAACAUCAGCAGCGGAGGCGGUGGGAGUGGCAGCAGUGGCGGUGGCGGUGGCAGCACCACGGUCAUUGCCAAUCCCGCAUCGGUAACCAACACCGGAGCUGGAAGUGCCGCCAAGUUCCGUGCCGCCGUGGCCUCGGCGCCCAGCCCAGCACUGCCUGCAACCAACGCUCCUGCAAAUGCAACUGCUGCUGCGGCAACAGCAGCAAUCGCAACUGCUCCUGCCCCCAGUAGUAGCUCCUCCAGCUCCUCGAAGAAGACCCGAGCAGCAGUGGCCGCCCUGAAGCGACAGGUGGCCUUGCAACAGCAGCAGCCCGUUACCGGUAAUGCACCCAACUUGACCAGCAAGGAUUCGGCGCAUUUGAAAUUCGCCGCAACCACUCUGCUGAUGGGCGCCGCCGCAGCUGCCGCCGAUAGCAACGCUGGCGCUGCUACCGGUGGAUCAGGCGCAGGAGGAUCAGGAUCAUCAUCAUCAGUAGGAGCGGUAGGCGGGGCCAGAAUGGCCCUGAAUCCCGCCGUUGAUAUGGCCAAUGCCGCUGUCGUGCUUAAGCAAAAGCUAAAGGAUGCGGCUGCAGCUGCCUCGGCCUCCGCCUCCAAUCGCUCCGCCACCUCGUCCAUGUCGUCAACCGCCUCCUCACUGUCUUCGUCGGCGGGCAUCGUGAAUGCCAUUUCCUCGGCGCUGCAGAACAUCAUCACGCCGGAUACGGACACCGACACCGAGUUCUAUCCCCAGCCCGUCACCACAGACCUGUCCGAAUCGGAGGAGGAGUCCGUUUCAGAGAUCCUAUUGGCAUUCUUGUGUUUAAGGCCAGAUCUCCUGGACGAUAUUCCAGAAUCGGAUCCGGAUAGCUGUCCGCACGAGGGUGAGGUGCGCGAGGAUGAGGACGAAACGGAGGAGGAGUCGGAAGACUCUGAUGAGUCCGAAGGCGAAGAAGAAGAGGAGGACGAAGAGGAGAUAGAUGUGCUACAGGACAACGACGCGGACGACGAGGAGAUCGACGAUGAGGACGAGGAAGAGGACGCGCCCGAAGUGAGUUCCUUCCUCCUGGAUGCCAACAACAAGCGUUCCAGCAAUAUCUCCGCUCUGCUCGAGGCCGCGGCCAACGAGAAGGCUCCUGUCCUGCGCCACGCCACUCACGCCAUCGACGAGACCAAGCAGGCGCUGACAAAGAUGCGCUGCGCCAACAGUCCCCGCGAUAAGAACAGUGGAUUCUCCAGAUCCCUCGUGGCUGCCUGCACGGAUAAUGAUGUCAAUACGGUGAAGCGGCUGCUUUGCAAGGGCAAUGUGAACCUGAACGAUGCCGCCGCCUCCACGGAUGAUGGCGAGUCCCUGCUCUCCAUGGCCUGCUCUGCGGGCUACUACGAAUUGGCUCAGGUUCUGCUGGCCAUGUCUGCCGCCCAGGUGGAGGACAAAGGGCAAAAGGACUCAACGCCUCUAAUGGAAGCUGCAUCCGCCGGUCAUUUGGACAUCGUCAAACUGCUGCUCAACCACAACGCCGAUGUGAACGCCCACUGCGCCACGGGCAACACCCCGCUCAUGUUUGCUUGCGCCGGUGGUCAGGUGGACGUGGUGAAGGUGCUGCUCAAGCACGGCGCCAACGUCGAGGAGCAGAACGAGAACGGACACACCCCCUUGAUGGAAGCAGCUUCCGCCGGCCACGUGGAGGUAGCCAAGGUGCUGCUUGAACAUGGAGCCGGCAUCAACACCCACUCAAAUGAAUUCAAGGAGAGCGCCCUCACACUAGCCUGCUACAAGGGUCACCUGGACAUGGUGCGAUUCCUGCUUCAGGCAGGUGCAGAUCAGGAGCACAAAACCGAUGAAAUGCACACUGCCCUAAUGGAGGCUUCGAUGGACGGCCAUGUGGAGGUUGCUCGCCUGCUGCUGGACUCCGGUGCCCAAGUGAACAUGCCUACGGACUCUUUCGAGUCCCCGCUAACGUUGGCGGCUUGCGGUGGUCACGUGGAGUUGGCAACACUCUUGAUCGAGAGGGGAGCCAACAUCGAAGAGGUGAACGACGAGGGUUACACCCCGCUCAUGGAGGCCGCUCGCGAGGGACACGAGGAGAUGGUAGCCCUCUUGCUCAGCAAGGGUGCAAACAUCAAUGCCACGACCGAGGAGACCCAGGAGACAGCUUUGACGCUGGCCUGUUGCGGUGGCUUCAUGGAGGUGGCUGCAUUCCUGAUCAAGGAGGGAGCUAAUCUUGAGCUGGGUGCUUCCACACCGCUCAUGGAAGCUUCGCAGGAGGGACACACCGAUUUGGUAAGCUUCCUGCUGAAGAAGAAGGCCAAUGUCCAUGCAGAGACCCAGACGGGCGAUACCGCCUUGACGCAUGCCUGUGAGAACGGACACACAGAUGCGGCCGGUGUGCUGCUGUCGUAUGGAGCUGAACUGGAGCACGAGUCCGAGGGUGGUCGAACGCCACUAAUGAAAGCCUGUCGUGCCGGACACCUGUGCACUGUCAAGUUCCUCAUUCAAAAGGGCGCUAAUGUCAACAAACAGACCACCAGUAAUGACCACACUGCCUUGUCGUUAGCCUGUGCCGGGGGUCAUCAGUCUGUGGUGGAACUGCUAUUAAAAAACAACGCCGACCCGUUCCACAAGCUGAAGGACAACAGCACCAUGUUAAUCGAAGCCUCCAAGGGUGGACACACUCGUGUGGUCGAGCUACUCUUCCGCUAUCCGAACAUUUCGCCUACGGAAAACGCAGCGGCUGCGAAUGUUACCCAGGCAGCUCCAACCAGCAAUCAACCUGGUCCAAAUCAGAUGCGUCAAAAGAUCAUGAAGCAGCAGCUUCAGCAUCAGUUGCAGCAGCUGAACGCUCCCCCUGGCUUGCAUGAGUUGUCUGAGGCGGCACGUGCAUCCAAUCAACAACAUUUCCACCAGCAACAGUUCAGCAGUGCCGGCAAUGGAUCCUCCAACAUCGUGGCAAUGGGAACUGGCGAAUUUUUGGAUGCCGGUGAUCUGCAACUUACGGCUACUGCGGGAAUGAGUGCGGGAGCCGGAACCAGUACCACGGGCAGUGAGACUGGAAUGGAGGAGUAUGGCGAAGUCGGAGGAAUUGACUUGACUACUCUUGGCGCUCAGCAGCAGGAGGGUCUUAUUGCAAAGUCGAGAUUGUUCCAUUUGCAGCCCGGCUUUGAUCAGCAGCAACAGCAGCAGCAGCAGCAACAACAACAGCAGCCACCUGCAGCCGGCCAGCACCAGUUAGUUCCAUGUAAGCACUUCGACCUGGACAUGGAGCACAUCAAUUCUCUGCAGCCGCCGCAAAAGGCACCGCCCGCUCCACCUGUACUCUUCCACACCGUUUGCCAGCAGCCUGUAAUGCAACAGCAGCAGCAACUUCAGCCAGGUCAGCUCAAGUUAAAGGCCAUGCUUCCCAACCGCCAUCGCGCGUUGAAAACCGCCGAAGUAGUGGAGUUUAUUGACUGCCCGGUGGAUCAACAACAGCAUGGCGAGCAGGUGCGCACACAGCCUUUGGGUGAGGAUGGAAAGACCCCUCAGUUUGCAUGCGCUGGAGAGGAUCCACGGUUGCAGCGCCGACGCGGCUUUAUGCCGGAGCUGAAGAAGGGUGAACUUCCGCCGGAGAGUAGCAGCAGUGACCCUAACGAGCUAGCCCUUAAAGGAGCCGACAACAAUCAGCCCGUACCGACAGCACUGGACAAUAGCCCCUGCGCCCAGACCCCAGCGCGAAACUCUGGCGGAGCAAUAACCCAUUCCUCGGAAGUUCUGCAGAGCACAGCUAUCAGCGACAGGCCAAAGGUAAAGGCCACCAACAAGAACAACCGGAAGCAAGCGGCCGCAGCAGCAGCAGCUGCAGCAGCAGCGGCGGCGGCAGCAGCAGCGGCUGCCCAACACGCCCAGCAAGUGUUGCCGAACCCAAUGGUCUCCAUCUAUAAUAACCUGCAUUUGCAGCACUUGCAGCAUCCACAUCUCCAGUUUCAGCAGCAACUUCAACUGCAUCACCAGCGAGUAGCUGGACUGGACAAUGCAGCGGCUGCAGCCGCAGCAGCGGCUUCAUCCGCGAACAUGGCCUACUCUAUUUCUCCGGCAUCUCCACUUCCCUCGCCCACUGGCAGCGGCAACUAUGUCGAUCAGCAGCUGCAACAGCAGACCAUGGAUGUAGCUCUACAGCGCAAGACGGCCAUGGACGAUUUCCGUGGCAUGUUGGAGACGGCGGUAAAUGGUCCAAGGGGCAGAAAAGACCUGGCUCUUAACACACCCCAGCUGAACUUCUUCAAGGACGGCUGGCAUAUGGUGGGAGUGCACAAUUUCUUUGGUGAUCAGCCAAAGUCGCCCACUGAGACUCCGCCGGAAAUGGAGGAGACUACCAUGUCCUCACCGACCGAAGGAGAUCAGCUCGGAUCCGAGCCUCCUGCCGAGAUGAAGAACUUGGCCACGCUCUGCUCGGCCGCAGCAGCAGCUGCUGCUGUGGCAGCGGUUAACAAGGAUCAGGUUGAGAUUAGUUCGGAUCUUGAGAGCGAAUGCGAGGAUGACGGUGGUGCUGGAGCAGAUGGCGAGGAAAACACACUGCCGCCUGAGCCAAUUGAAUUAGCGGCCGCUCUAAGGGAGGAUGGCAUAAUUGUGGAGGAAGAGGAGGAUGACGAGGAGGAGGAAGAUGACGAUGAAGAACAGGAUACCAACAGCGGUGAGGGCGACAAGCUGAACUAUGAUGACGAAGACGCGGAGGUGGACAACGAUGGUGAGGUAGACUACAUCGACGAAGACGAUGGUGGUGGAGAAGGCGAGGAAGAAGAAGAUGAUGCAGAUGAUGACGAGUUCUUCUUGGACGAGCCUGACAGCGACCAAGGAACUGGCAACAAUAAUAACAACUCCAAAAGCGGUGCCAGUUCGUUGCCAUUGAAACAGCGCAAAAUGGCCACUCGGUUGGAAAACCUAAUCCUGACCUCGCAGACACUGUGCGACUUCCCGCCUGAACUUAGCAACUCGGAUCUGGUUCAUGUCCUGCCCCAAAUAAGCAAUCUCAAAGCAGCGGCCAACAGCAACGCGGCUCUGAACAGCGUACUCCAGCAGCAGUUGGCAGCAGCCUCCGCGGCAGCUGCGCACGCCAAAGCGUCUGUAGUCCACCAGAAGCAGCAGCAUGGAGAGGGAGAUCAGCAAUGCGAAGAUGACGGCAGUGCUAGCACAAGUGAUCUAUAUUCGGGCUUGGAGCACUUUGCCAAUGAUGGCGAAAUGGAGGAUAUAUUCCAGGAAUUGGCAAGUAGCCUAAACUAUCCCGAGCUUGCCGAGUUUAGCCUCAAUCAGAUGUGCAAGGGUCGAUUUGCUGGAAAUUGGGCGCAAUCUUCCGGCAAGUGGACUGGUCAGGAGCAGUUGGUGGGCGUGGUAAGGUCGCCGGGUCUCAUUAACCCAGGCGACGUUCCGCAGGAUGCCCAGCGACAGGCAAAUCUUGUCCUCCUCGACUAUCCCAUGCAAAACAUCCAACUAGAGCAGCGGAUACUCGAUGCUGAGGAACUGCACCUGCAGCAACACCAGCAAACACCGCUCUCCUUACUGCCCUUUACGGAUGAACAGCAGCAGCAGCUUCAUCACCAAGCUUUGCCCAAUGCAUCCGAGUUUCAGCAACACCAACAGCUUGCCCUGGAAAACGAUCCAGAACUAAAGCAGCAGCUUCAGCAGUACUCCAACGCGCGCAUCAUUAAAGCUGUGGCUGCCCAGCAUCAGCAGCAGCCUCCAACCAACUUCGUUUACAACGUGGAGAGCGGCGACAAGAAUGCUCCGCCAGUGCAAUUGCUCUUCCAGUUGCCACCACACAUGGCCCAGCAUCAGGCGCAGCAACAGCAGGGCGUUGGCGAGCCUCUUACCGAACAGCAACAGCAGCAGUUACACGCUGAGCAGGCGCAUCUCUUUCAGCAUCGAACUGGCGGUCAGCGUCCGCCCACCCAGAGUGAGUUAGAGCAGGUGGCUCAGGAGCUAUUGCUUCAGCGAAGCGGCCAGGUGCCGGCAGGAGCUCCUGUUGUGGGUGUUCAAGCAAUUCCACUCAAGCAAAAACACUUUAACCUGCAUCCGCCGCCGUGUCCACCAACCUGUGUCCAGCAUCAGGUGGCGACGCAGACGCAUCCCGCUUCUGUUGUAGUGCCGCAGCCUGCUGUAGGAUAUACACAAUUCGCUCUUCAGGCCUCCCAGCAACAGCAAAUGCAACAAAACGAGCUCUCCAUUUGGCCGAUGGCCACGCCUACUCCCGCGCCCAGCAGCGGUGUGAGCUCAAACAAGUCGAUGCCCGGCGGCAUUGCCAAAAAGGCCAUUGACAAGCAGUCGCGCAAGGAACGUCGUUGCGUGGUGCGCCAGACACCAGCCGGCAUUCAAGAGAACACCAAACUGCAUCUACAGCCUCAGGUCGCAACAGCCCAGCAACAAGUUCUAGUGCAGAACCAGUUAGCAGUUGCGACCACCGUGAGUUUGGACAAGACUAUCGAGAUAGAUUCAGAGACGGAAUCCAACCACGACACGGCUUUAACCUUGGCUUGUGCCGGCGGUCAUGAAGAGCUGGUGGAACUGUUGAUCAAUCGGGGAGCAAACAUCGAGCACCGUGAUAAGAAGGGAUUCACACCGCUUAUCCUAGCCGCUACCGCUGGCCACGACAAAGUCGUGGACAUUCUGCUCAAGCACAGCGCUGAGUUGGAGGCUCAAUCAGAGCGUACGAAGGAUACACCAUUGUCCCUGGCAUGUUCUGGCGGCCGAUACGAGGUGGUGGAACUUCUUCUUAGCGUUGGUGCCAACAAGGAGCACCGCAAUGUAUCUGAUUACACUCCACUGAGCUUGGCAGCCAGUGGGGGCUAUGUGAACAUCAUUAAACUGUUGCUUAGCCAUGGAGCAGAGAUCAACUCGCGAACGGGCAGCAAGCUGGGCAUUUCACCGCUUAUGCUAGCCGCCAUGAAUGGUCAUACGCCGGCGGUUAAGUUGCUUUUGGAUCAGGGAUCCGACAUAAAUGCCCAGAUCGAGACGAAUCGCAAUACGGCCUUGACUUUGGCUUGCUUCCAGGGCAGACACGAGGUCGUAAGUCUGCUGCUCGACCGACGGGCCAAUGUGGAGCAUCGAGCUAAGACGGGUCUGACACCACUCAUGGAAGCCGCAUCAGGCGGUUACAUAGAGGUCGGUCGCGUUCUGUUGGACAAGGGUGCGGACGUGAAUGCUGCUCCGGUACCGACGUCCAGAGAUACGGCUCUCACAAUUGCCGCCGACAAGGGCCAUCAAAAGUUCGUGGAACUCCUGCUAUCUCGUAAUGCCAGCGUAGAGGUAAAAAAUAAGAAGGGUAACUCCCCACUCUGGCUGGCUGCCCAUGGUGGUCACCUGAGUGUGGUUGAGCUUUUGUACGACCAUAAUGCUGACAUUGACUCACAGGAUAAUCGGCGUGUUUCCUGUCUGAUGGCUGCUUUCCGCAAGGGGCACACCAAGAUUGUGAAGUGGAUGGUACAGUAUGUGUCGCAGUUUCCCUCUGACCAGGAGAUGAUUCGCUUCAUCGGUACCAUAAGUGACAAAGAGCUGAUAGACAAGUGUUUUGACUGCAUGAAGAUCCUGCGUAGCGCCAAAGAGGCCCAGGCCGUCAAGGCCAAUAAGAAUGCUUCGAUCCUUUUGGAGGAGCUGGAUUUGGAGCGUACUCGCGAGGAGAGCCGCAAAGCUGCCGCCGCCCGUCGUCGUGAGCGCAAGAAGAAGAAGAAGAUGGAGAAGAAAGAAGAGAAACGCCGUCAACAACAGGGCAAUGGGGCUGGCGGAGAUGAUAUGCAAGGCGAUGACGAUGACGUCAGUGACAAGGAUGAUGAUUCCGACAAGGACGAUGAAGACGAGGAGGCAGCGCCGGCCGCCGCCCGCGAGGAGGGAGACUCUGGCAUCGAUCAGGGCUCGUGCUCCAGCGGAGACACCAAAGGUGCGCGCUUCGGUGGCAGUCAGUCCGCUCAGGCUGCGGAAGCGGCAGCCAAUUCCGUGUCCACCAACAACCAGGGAAAGAAGAACAAGAAGCAGGCGAAAAACAAGGUGUUGAUAUCGGUAGAACCAACGCAACCAGUAAUCACAUCGAACACCGUCCUCAAGGGCAUCUGUGCGAAGAAGCAGUCCGCAGUGGAAGUUGUAAAGCAACCUCCUGCCGCACAACAGGCUGCCCCUCUCAAGCGUCAGCUCGAUGUGAAGAAGGAGGAACCUGCUCUCAAGAAGAAGGAAGAGAAGAACAGCUCGUCCAGCAGCAGCAACAAGCGUGAGAAAGAGAAUCUUGCGCCCAAGGAGGUUGCACUGCCAGCCAAGCAGCAACCCAGUAGCUCCAGCAAACUGCAGAGCAGCGAGUCUGCGAGCAACAUAAACAGCAGCACCGCUACCAACACCAGUAGCGCCAAUACUACUCGGAAGGAAGUUGCAAAGCCAGUGUCACAAGCUGCGAGUGCCACCAGUUUGAAUCCUGCAAAGCGCACCGAAGUCGAUGGCUGGAAGGAAGUAGUCCGCAAGAGCAGCGCCCAGCAGACCACAGCGGUGGGAGCGAGUGGAGCCCCACUGCCUGUGACAGCCACCAGUUCGGCCACCAGCGUGCAGCACCAUCCGCACCACCACCUAGGCAACAGCUCCAGCAACAGCUCGAGCUCCCUGGCCACCAGCACCACUACAGCAGCGUCUUCGGUUCCCGAGAUGACCUGCAAGAAGGUGCAAGUGCCCGUAAAUGCCAUCUCCAGGGUUAUUGGACGAGGUGGAAGCAACAUCAACGCCAUUCGCGCCACCACUGGUGCUCACAUCGAGGUGGAGAAGCAGGGCAAGAAUCAAUCAGAGCGUUGCAUCACGAUCAAGGGCUUAACCGAUGCUACAAAACAGGCACAUAUGCUCAUUUUGGCACUAAUCAAGGAUCCCGAUGUGGACAUAUUGCAAAUGCUGCCCAGGAUUAACAGCAGUAUUAAGCAGGCGUCUAGUGGCGGAGCGAGCACACCAAUGUCCGUGGGAACUUGGGACAAUCGCACUGCUGCCGGUGUGAAUGCGUAUACCUUUUCUUCAGCUGCGUCCACCACCUCCACAUCCUCCAGCUCGUCAGCUAGCUCUACUACACCAGCGGGAGCUUCGUACAGCAAUGCGCACAAGCAGCAGCAACAGCAGCUGCAGUCAGUGAAGGGCCCAAGUGGACGGUCAUCAACGUCGGUCAAGUCUAAUGGCAGUAGCACCAAGGUGUCGGCUUCGAGUGGAUCGGGUUCCCGGAACGGCAGGGCUGGCAGUAGCUAUCUUGCUCAACAGCAGCCUGGUCGCAGCUCCGCAGGUGGCUCUUCAAAUGGCGUGAUCAAGAGCAAGUCAGAAAGCUCUUCCAAAUCCCUGCCAGCUGCACAAAAGAGCAGUACCACUUUGGGUAAAUCAUCGACUGUGUCACCGGGUGCACAGAAUUUCGCAAAGGCAGCGGCUAUUGGACAGUCCUCGCCCAAAAAGGCUGAGGGUGGUACUACAUCUGCGGUGAUCACCUCUGCCGGUGGGCGCAGCAGUGGCGUGGUGGCUCCAUUUGGACGUGGCAAGCCUGUAGCUGGCCAAGGAGGACCUGCAGCAACGGCGGCUUCCAACGUUGCCCAGCUCGGAAGUGUGAGUGGCAACAGUAGCAACAGCAACAUAUUGGCUGGACCAAUUGGCACCUUUAAUGUAGCGGAUGUGGCCGCCGUGAAUGCAGCUGCGGCAGCAGGAGCAGCAGCUACCAACAGCAAUGUGAAACCCAUUGCUCCCAUUGCACCGCCCAGUAAGCGAGUUGGAUCUCCCAUCCAAGCCCAGCAACAGCAUCAAACACAGCAGCAGCAACAACAGCAAAUACCCCAGACAGCACCAGUUCCUGGCCCACAGCCACAACAACAACAGCCGCAUCAGCAGCAGCAACAACAGCAGCAGCAGCAACAACAAGCGCCUCAGCAGCAGCCACAACAGGCAAACCAGCAACCACAGACGUCCCAGCAAAAUCUCGUGAUCAAUACAAACCUACUGAACGAUCUGAUGGCCGCCAGUGCAGCAAACACCACCAGCGAUAGCUUCAGUGCCCAGCUAGCAGCCAAGUUGUCUAGCGCAUAUUCCCUGUUCAGUGACUAUCAGCAGUCGCAGUGGGGCAAGUUGGGUGAUCCAGGCAUCGGCGGUGGAGCAGGAGCUGUGGGCGAUGGUCUGCCGCAAGCGGAUGCUUCCAAGGCACCAGGAUACAAUCGCAACAUCCUCAGCUCGCCCGUUGGCAGUUCUAAGGCCUCGUCGAAUCACUCCACCUCGCCUCCUGUAGGUAAUGUGAUCCAACAGCAGCAGCAGCAGCAACAACCGCAAUCUAGCCAACAAGCUCUCAACAUCAUCACCAGUGGACCAGGAGGGCCUGCUACAGCACCAGCCAGAUCACCCAUGGUGUCAGCCAACGAGGGCAAUCCCGCAGUGGGUCAACCCUCCAUCAAUGGAACCCAAGGACUGGGUGAGACGGCUCCUGCCCAUUCGCCAGGCGUUAUCAAACCGCCCACGGCCACAGUUCCCAUCCAGCGCCAUGUGCCCAUGCCGAUCUCUGCGCCGGAGGCCGGAGCACCGCCCACAUUUGGAGCGAUUGGUUCCAACCCAGCUAGCGGUAACAAUUCUGCGGCUGCCCAAGCCGCAGCUGCCGCCGCCGCCUCGGCGAUGAUCGAUCGGCAGCAGCAGAAUUUACAGAAUAUGCAGACUUUGCAAAAUUUGCAAAGGAUGGUGGGAGCCUCGCAGCAACAGCAGCAACAACAGCAGCUAAACUAUCCAAUGGAUCCCACAUCGUCGUUCAUCGUGGAUGCUAAUAACGUGCUGCGCCUGAAUCCACGCGUCAUCUUUCCGCAAGGCAACACCAAGCCACCGCAGCCACCGCCGCAGGGAGGAACGCAGUCGAAUGUAUUUGGAGGAAAUCCAGGCAGACAACCACCUGGAGCGGGUGCCAGACAGCCAGGAGGCGCAGCUGCACAGCGUUGGUAUGGCGGCACUCUGGAGUAUCCUUCAUACACGGGCCGUGAUAUGCUGCACCUGGAGAAUGGUGCCGGCGGAAUGGCGGGCAUGGGCUCACCAUCUGCCAUGUCGCCCAACCACGACGACAUUCGCAAGAUGCCGCGCCCCAUAGGCACUGAGCGAGCCGCAUCAUGGAAGAACAACUACUUUAACGUGGGAGCCCCGUCACUUAACAUGGAAGAUGCUCUAGCCAGUGUGUUGCCCCCAUGGGCACAUGAGCUUAAGGCUCAGCCUCCGGGCUUGCAGCAACCGCCUCCUCCGCCGCAGUCGCAGCAGCAACAGCAACAACCGCUCAACUGGCUGAAGCAGCAGCCGCAGCAGCAGCAGUACAGGGCAUACAACAACGGACCCUAUCCGCAGCAGCAGCAGCAUGAGCCAAUGAAUAUGCCAAUGGACUACCACAACAUGCAGGCACCUCCAAAUAUGAGCCAGCAGCAGCAGCACGUCAACUUGAUGCCCUCAUACGGCUACCAGCAUUUUGUGGGCGCCCCUGGAGCCGUUGACAUCUCCGCACAUAUGCCGGACAAGAUGGAGGUGUGGGAUCACCACGACAAACACAUGCCCUGGACCAACUAUACCACCAACUGGUCCAACUGAUGUGCCAGCGAAACUCAAAUGGAGGAUCUCUUCGAUGCCUGAACUGAGCAGCUCUGGCUGAGAGAACUCCUGCAAACAAAUUACCAGGACCUAGCAGAAACGUCACGUCAAUAGCAUCUCACUGAUUUGAACAUGCAAAGCGAAAUAAUAUUUUUUGUAUUUGUACGAUUACUAUUCGGAUUCUCGGCUUCUUCUCCCCAAUCCUAAAUCUUCUAACUGCCUGUCAACUUUCGUGGAAACCAACUAACAGCAACAGCUAGAUGGAAAAUUGCUACAUGGCUUUGUUCUUUAGUUUAACAAUAUAAAAACGUUUGAAUUCGGGUAAUUAUUUAACUUCGCAGGCAAAACGUGAAAUUUAACCGCAAACAUAUAAACAUAAAAACGCUAAAGAAAUGCAAAAUGAUAAAAAAAGCAAAAUGCUAGAAGAAGAAAACAUGUUCGAAACUGGUGCCCAGGCAACUGGGUCCAAUAUAUAUUAUUUAUUUUUAAAUGUAUUGAUAUUUUUUGAAGAAGCAUGAAGUUAGUGGUAGCUUUUUGUGUGUUGAGCUAUAGGGAAAACGAAACGAAAAGUAAAUCUUCACACACACACAUACAAGCACUAACCCCUUUCCCCGCACACAACACACACACACAAACCCACACACCCACAUAUACACAAAUACAUUUACGUUAGGAUAAAAGUCAGUCUUAUGAAUGAAACAUUAAAUUGAAAUGUUUAGCGCCAGCUAAAGUUAAAGUACACACAAACUUUUAUUACAACACUUAUACAUAAAUACAUCUAUAUAUAUAUUUAAUAACAUUAAUAAAGGCAACAAAUGAAUGUCGAAACUGUAAAUUCAAGGCGCGCACUAUUCUCUAUAUUCCCCAGUUUUUCCACGACAAAAAACAAACCCCAAACUAAACUAAACAACAAGAAGCUAACGAAACCGGAAACUAGAACAAAGCUAUGAAAACGCAUAUGCAUACGCUAUGAAUCGCAAAAAAAGUACGAAACGAAAAACCACAGCCGACAGAUAAUUACUUAAUUCAACUUAUAACGUAUACAUACCGCAAACUACUCCCAAACUUAAAGAUACUACCAAACCAACCAAUCCGAACGAAACAUCCGAGGUGGAGCUGCUACAGAGCUUGGUGUUCUUUGGUCAGAAGUGAAUGAUGAAACCCUUGGUGUGGUCGAUACCCCGAAAAAUGUAGUUAGUAGAAAUUGAAAUUGCUUAAAUAACUAAGUAAAACGUCAAUAACAUAAUGGUCGAGUAACGUUUUAAUAUUCCAUUUACGAGAACUAAACGAUAUACGAUACGAUGAUGAUGAUGAUGAUGAUUAAGAUGACGAGACGACGAAGCGGCGCUUGCUUGCCAUCUUUGAUGCUUUUCCGACACUGCUCAUAGACGUACAUAAAAAAUAUAUACCUAUCUAAAAUAUAUACUAGGGAAUAGCAUAUAUGAGAUACACGAACUUUUAUUUCGAUCACCCAAUGAACGCGAGCGGAACGUGAAACUAACGAAGAGGAAGAUAUGUAAAAACACUUGAUAAACCUUAACAAAAACCCUUCUUGCCUGAUCCUCCAGUAGGCACGAGUGAAAUCCGGAGCCCGGGACACAAGUCAAAAAGGUGUGGGUGGGGGUCGUAAUGCAAUUGCUUUGUAAAAUUCUAGAGGAGAACGAUAACGUUGCUUGAGACGAUGAUAUAUAAUGCUUAGAGAACCCACGCAUAAUCUAAUAACACACAGAAACACAACAAAUGGUAAAACAAUAACCGAUGGUUAUUGCAAGAUAUACUUUAUCGAUGAUAAUGAUGAAUAUGAAAAUACGAAAUAAAUGAUAAUAUAAGUGAAGCAUGAA
Molecule: messenger RNA, 14236 nt
Organism: Drosophila simulans
Lineage: Eukaryota; Metazoa; Arthropoda; Insecta; Diptera; Drosophilidae
Gene: mask
Product: ankyrin repeat and KH domain-containing protein mask
Exons: 18
Coding region: 384-12395 (4003 amino acids)
Biological process (GO): innate immune response
Cellular component (GO): cytoplasm
Molecular function (GO): RNA binding; protein binding
Source: RefSeq, a predicted model, not a curated record